This is a messenger RNA of Miniopterus natalensis, 3224 nucleotides long. The record is from RefSeq and is a predicted model, not a curated record. Lineage: Eukaryota; Metazoa; Chordata; Mammalia; Chiroptera; Miniopteridae.
CGCCGCUUCUGAGGCAGAAACGGUCAAGGUGGCAGCCCUGCCCAACGUGCUGCUGAUUUGUUUCUAGGUUACCUUUCUGGAAGGAUAUUUCAAAUUACUAAAGAGAGUGAUUUGAGGUGUUGUUUGUUAUGGCUCACUCGAAAACGCCCUCCACGUCGCUUGAGGGCAAAAAACUAAAAGUCUCUGCAUGCAAGGAAGAGACAGGACUUCCUGAACUAAGGGAGAAAAAAAAUAUGGUGGAUCGCUCAAAACCCCUUCCUACUUCUCUUCAGAAUGAGUUCAUCCCUGAGGAAGUUCUUCUUUCUCUGACCUAUACAGCCAAUGCUGGUUCUUGUCCUGAAAAUUUAUUGCCUCCUAAGAAAAUUAAAACCCCAAAGGGUACCCUUCCACGCCUUGCUGAUCGUGUCUGGCAUCACCCUAUUCGAAGGGAUAAGUUCAGCUAUCUCAUUGAUCAUCCUGUUUCCCUAACAGGAGCUGGAAGGGAUAUUUCUUUUCUGUACGAUGUUAAAUAUGUCAAAGGAGAGGCUCGGGAGGGUGUGCUUUGUCCCCCACACUCAGGCCACUCAUUACAGACACAUGAUGGUGUCAUUGUGCCUCAUAAGCCGAAGAAGCUCACAGAUACUUUGAUUCCUGAAGAAUUUCACAUUGUAUCGAAUACAGGAGUUUCAGGUUUGGAGUGCUACGAUGACAAAUACACGACUCUCCUCAAAGAUAGUGAAAACAGGCUACUGCUCUUCCCAUCCAUGAAACCUAAUAAAAGAGUAGAAGUGAUCCAGCUGAAUGAUGUGAUGGAUACUAUGCUAGAGAGGGCUGGUGUGGAAAAUCAGGAGUAUACAGGGCCAACCCAGAUGCACAAACUACUACAUAUGUUGAAGAAGGAACAGACCAUUUACAAUACAGUAUUUCAUGAGCUUAUUCGACAAGUCAGUGUGGACUGUGCAGAUAGAGGAGAACUACUCUCCAAAAUCAGAGAGCGGUAUGUACAAAUGCUUGACCAAAUUGCCCGGCAGAUGAUUGACUUCUACAAAGACCUGGUAACUCAGCGAAUGAUGGACCAGCGCAUUUUACAAGAAUUGUUCAACUUUAAGAAUGUUAUUGAGGAACUGACCAGGGAGCUGUGUUUGGUUCGGGCACAUGAUAUGAAAUUAACAAAAGAAGCAGAGAAGACUCACAGGGAUUUGGCACAAGCUCUUAUAGAUGCUGAAAAGAAUGCCAAAGUUGUAGAAGAAUACCAUGACUUAUAUGUGUUACAAAGAGGAAGGAUGGAGAAUGAUAUUAAACAGUUAAUGGCAGAAAGGGAUAUCUGGAGCUCAGCCACAUAUGACUUGGCCCUAAAGGUAAUUGCAAAAAAUAGAGUCAUAUUGGCUAAAAGACUUUACCUCAAUGAAAAAGGCUGGAGUAAAUAUGCUAAGCAUUUCAUCAUACUACUAUCAACCAAGGACACUUCGGACCUUGCAUUGUUGCAGAAGUUGACACAGAAAUGGACAGUCUCAAUGAAUAAAUUUAAACAGGAAGUGGAAGAAAAUGAAGAAUCUACAAGGGAGAAACUGUACAUUGUUAAGGAUGGUCUUACCAAAUGGCAGCAGUUCUUCAAAGAUAAUAAUGGAGAAGAUUUAUCCUCUAGUAAAGGAAAUAUAUUUGAAUCAGUUCUUCCAGACUUCAAGCAGUGGCUAAAGAUACUGAACGAAGAUAAAGACAAGUUUACUGGGGGUUUUCUAGUGUCAAAAUCUGAUUCUCUCAAGAUUAUUAAAUAUUUACAGGAAAACUGGACAGAUAUUGGGUAUGGGAUAUUUAAUCGCCAUAGAAAUAUGGACGGGGUGAUGCCACCAGAGUACCAGCUCAUGGAGGAAAUUGUAAAAAGCAUAGAAAAACUCUACAAGGAAUUUCAAUUAAGAAUAAGUGGGGAUAAUGGUGUCACUAAAAUUCUUACAAGUUUGAUUAGUUCUCUUGACUUCUAUUCUUUCAAGUUAGAAAACCAUCUGGAAUUUCUUGAAGAAUGGGAGGGACUUAAUGAAAAAAUUAAUGAAAUGACAACUCAGUUGGAUACACUGUUAAACAUUAUUGGUACUGUUCCACAGUACUUAGAAACAGAUUCUGGCUCAGUACUUGAAGCACAUAUAUUUAACAUGAUUCAACAAUGGCAUUUGAAGAUAGGCAAUGAGAUUGCUGAUGGUAACAUUGAACUUCAGCGCCACAUGGAUGAAUUGCAUAUAUCUAUGGUCAAGUGGAUGGUAAAUUUGCUGACAUUAAUGGUACCUGACUUUACUGAUCAAGACACUCUGCCAAAGUUAGAGAAGGAAAGUGCUGAAAAACAUGAUAUAGGCAUUGCAAAGUUAGAGAUAGAUGCAAUUGCACUGGCCAAAAAUUUGUCCCGAUACUCCAGUUAUUUGAACAGUUGUUGCAAAGGGAUGGUAGCAGCUAUGGCUCUGAGUAUAGCCAGCAAAUUACAAAAAAGUGCUGCUAAGGAUCUUCAUGAUCUGGCUAAGAUGAAGAGGGAAUGUUAUGAGUGGAUCACCACAUGCUCUCACCUCCUUUCUGGGAUCAAAGGCAAAAAAGUCAAGUUAUUGACAGAUGAAGAAAAGGAGCAGCUGCUUGAAGAAGAGGACAUUAUCAAAGAAUUCAUGGAGUCUAAACUAGACAUGCCUUUUAAUGAGGAUGAAGAAGAAAGUACACAAGAGAAGAAGCUUGAGAAGGAGCAAGAAAAGGGAGCGGAAAGACCUUCAACAUCUACAGAGGAUGAAAAACUCAUUCGAUUUGUUGGAGAAGACGAAAAUGUCUAUUCCGUGCCUGUGCGUAGAACAGAUACAUUAUCUUUCUGGAGAGAAUCAGCUAAUCAAGGUACAUUGGCCCCAAAGUAUCUUGAAGUGAUAACUAUAAUUGAACACAUGGAGGGGAAGUUAAUAGAGCUUGAAAACCGAGCCAGACAAGCGGAGGAUAAGUUUGAUGAUGUCAACGAGGAACUGCACUUCACGCUGAUGAGAAAUAAAGAGCUGGAGAAGCAGCUGGAGGAGGCGGUGGCCAGGCGCGAGGAGAAGGAGCCCGAGGAGGGCCAGGGAGGAGAGGAGGAGGCGGAGGAGGAGGAGGAGGAGGAGGAGCCCAUCUCGGCCGAAAACGCCUCGAAGCCCUCGAGGAAAGAGGCACAGCGCAAGGGGAGUUCUUUCAGCAACAAAUCCAGACCCCGGACUAAAUCCAAUAGUAAGAUCAAACCCAAGCAGCAUCCAUAG